Silurus meridionalis is the source of this 2174-nucleotide messenger RNA. RefSeq names its product ankyrin repeat domain 34Bb (gene ankrd34bb). Lineage: Eukaryota; Metazoa; Chordata; Actinopteri; Siluriformes; Siluridae. The transcript is spliced from 3 exons. Gene Ontology annotation, molecular function: protein binding. Bases 345 to 2042 code for a protein of 565 amino acids. The record is from RefSeq and is a predicted model, not a curated record.
UGUAAGUUACCGCCUGCCUCCAGACCUGAGAGCUCACACACCUGUUCUCCCUCUCCAUCCCUCAUUCACGCUCCCUCCUUUCCUCCCUCCCUUCCUCCGUCUCGCACAUGAAUUCAUCCACUCUCUGCCUCGUUUAUCCGUAACUUGUUGACUCUUUUGAUCCGGUGUAUCGGAUAACACUCAGCCUUUUCGCUGUAGCGAGCGACAUCGCCAAAGCAAACCCGGUCAAGGAUUGAAAAUCUGCAGGAAACAAGGUAAGCCGGAGCUCUCCAAAGCUCAGACACCUUACAAUUUGUCCAUGAGUCCUUAAACAAUAGAGCCAUCUGUCUGUCUGAAGAAGCAUCAUGGAGGAUUCAACAGAGGUGUGGACCGACGGCAACUCCCUCCUGAAGGCCGUAUACCUUUGCCGUUUGCGGCUGACACGGCUGCUCCUGGAAGGCGGGGCUUAUAUUAACGAGAGCAAUGAGCGUGGAGAGACACCGCUCAUGAUCGCCUGCAAGACUCACCAUACGGAUGCUCAGAGUGUUCCGAAACACAAGAUAGUCAGGUAUCUGCUUGAGAAUGGUGCCGACCCAAAUAUCCAGGACAAAUCGGGUAAGACAGCUCUAAUGCACGCCUGUGUGGAGCGAGCCGGGGAGGAGAUUUUGUCCCAGCUCCUGUCCAGUGGUGCAGACCUGAGUUUAGAGGACCACUCGGGUACCUCCGCAUUGGUGUAUGCGGUAAAUGCCGGUGACAAGGAAGCUCUGCGAGUGUUACUAGAUGCCUGUAAGGCCAAAGGCAAAGAGGUCAUCAUAAUUACUACAGAUAAACUCCCCUCCGGCCGACAAAUGACCAAACAGUAUCUGAAUGUCCCUCCACUGCCAGAUUUGGAGGAUCGGUUGCAUUGUGUCCCUAGCAUGUGCAUGUCGCCUUCUGAAAUUAAACUCUCCCCUUCUUAUGUCAUGAGCAAGUCACAAAAUGCCCUUUUACACCUGGCAGAAAACCAAGCAUUGGGUUCUACCCCUGCAACUGCUUCUAAUUCAAGGGCAGGGUCACCUACAAGGGACCCGAGUCCACUGAGAGCAGCCAGCAUAGCCAAACUUCUUCACCUUCAAAGGCUACACUCUGAGCCAUUUCUUAAGAUCCCACCAUCUCUGUUGCUGCAGCAGAGCAAGGCCUCUUCCUUUACAGAGGAACUCCUAGACAUCACCCCAGAAGAAGAGCUCUCUUUUGGCUUUAACGGCCAGCGUCGUUUGUCUCAACGGGCACCGCCAGUUGCACGGCAUCAAAGCAUGGAUUCCACUGGUCUGCUUAGAGCAUUUGACAAAACAACUGAAUCUGAGAAAGAACCAAAAAAGGAGAUGAAGUGGCUGAGCAGGAAAAUGUCUUAUGAUGGCGUUUCACUGCCACAUUCCGCCUCACACCAGAACCUGCUCAAAGAAGCUGCAGGCAGCGAAACCAUUCCUAUGGAUAAAGACCAGGACUGCUUGCCCAACCUAGCUGUGUCCAGCCUGCAGGAUGUGGUGCGCCGACGCAACAUCGGGAUGGACCACUACAGCUCAGAUUCCCAACUUCCUCAGUUUCAGAGUAAGCACUCUGAAGAGGUGGGCAAAGCCAGCACACUGGGGGGAGGAGGGGGGGCAGAAAAGCGUAAGCUGGUUUACAGCCGAUCCUCCACCCUGUCUGGCUCGAGGGAGUCUCUGGAAAGCAUAGUCCACAGGAGAAGCCCAGCGAUGAUGGAGCGCAGAGGAUCUGGGGCUCUUUUGCUGGAUCAUAUUGCACAGACGCGCCCGGGCUACCUGCCGCCACUAAACCCACAUGCGCCCAUUCCAGAUAUAAAAGUUAUCACCAACACGAGCGCUGAUCGGGGAACCAAACCUGGUCCUGCCUCUGCAGUCGGAACAAUAAACAAACCUGUUGCUCCCGCUCAAAGGCAAUUUGUCCCCUGUGCCCCGAGCCUUCCCCGAGACCAGAAGACCAAAAAGACUCUGCUGAGAAGACACUCGAUGCAAACGGAGCAGAUUAAACGGCUGGCCAACUUUGGGGAAAUUUACGGACAAUGAAGUGCACUAAUGUACGAUAUUGUAUCAAGUCACAUAAAGGAAAUAGUGUGUCGAUAUUUCUUCAGAUUUGUCAGACAUUGGACAAAAUCGUUUUUCUGUGUUCUCUGUUAAACAUCAUAUAGGAGGAAAAGA